AUGGAGGUAGGCGCAGAUUAUAUUGUUAAUUCUGCAAAAUCUUGUGAUCACUGUGAUGAUGAUGAUUCAUGUGAUAAUUUUUCUAGAUCUUGUACUGUCAUUGGUAAUAAUUCUUCUAAUAUUUCCAAUGAUUCAAUGAAACAUACAUUAGGAGAUGCUGAUGAACUUGUAGCACCUUUAAUCUAUAAGGAUGAAAUUUCUGAGACGAGUUCUCGGGUAGAUGACAAUAUGGAAAGUGAUCCAUUGGAAGCCGAUCCGGUAAAAGAAACUGUUCCAUAUGGUUCUCCUCCUGGGAUAUCAGAUAUGCGGCAACCUAAUGUUGAUCCCUUAACCACAAUGACUGUUAGUAAUUCAGAGCAUGCUGAAAAUUUUUUAACAUCUUCUGCAUUACCAGGUUCUCUGUUCGGACAAAUGGAAAAAGGCUUACAAACCCCAUCUCUAAUUGGUAUGAAUAAAACAUUAGAUAAAAUACAUGACACAACGGAUAGAUUACGAAGUCAUACAACUGGCUCUUCAAGAGGUGGCAAUACAAUUAAACCAUCUUUUGUAUAUGUCAAAUCUGGUGAACCAUUUGGAGUAAAUCCUGUUAGUAGACGGCAGAGAAGGACACGGAAAGAAUUUCGUAAACUGUCAGCAAGGCCACAAGUCGAAAAAUUUGAAAACUUAUUUGUGAAUACAAAUAGAUGUAGUAAUGUUCAUGUUGGAGAAGGAAGAGUGAAAAUAAAGAAGGAAGAUAAUGUACAAGCACGUUCGGAUGUACUAAAUGAAUACAACAGUGAUGAAUGGGAUAUGAUUAAAGGAUAUUUCUUAGAUAUAUGUAUAGAAGAGCUUAUGAAUAAUAAAAAUGAACAAAUAAAUCAUUAUAUGGUACAAAGUGAAUUAGUAUUAAAUUAUGGUGAAGGUGAACUAUAUAAUACUAAUGCAUUAAAAAGGAAAGAACUAUGGAAUAAAUGGAUAAAAAACUAUAGGCAUUUAUUAGACGGCAGAAGAAAAGAACCUUGGUUCCAAAACUUAAAGUUUAAAUGGAUAAAUGAAAUGAGGAAAUAUAUAGAUACAAAUAAAAAUUCAAAAAGGAUGAAAAAUGUAAAAUGUACUAUUAAAAAUCCUAUUCUAGAAAAGCAAAAAGUGGUUUGGAAAAAUUGGUUUUCAAAGGAAAAACAUAUGAUAAAACAGUAUUGUAGAGAAAUAUGGUUUAAGGAAUUAAUUAAAGAAUAUGAGGGAGAAAUACUUACAUAUAGUAAUGCAGAUGAAGAAAAAAUGUUAAUUACAAUUAUGGAUAGUUUAAGAAAUAAAAAUGAUAAAAAAGAAUUCAACAAAUGUUUAAGAGAACUUCUUACAGCAAAAGCAUUUGUACUGAUAUAUAUGAUGGUAUUAGAAGAUUGUAUGAAAAAUGAAUAUAGUAAGAGCAAUGAUCAAUUUUUAGACCCUUCCUUCGAAAAAAGGGAUAAAAUGGAAUAUCUCAACAGAAAUUUAAAUGAUGAUUCACAUGUAAUGGAUGAUCGUGAAAUAAAUGAAAAUUUAUUUGAAAUGGAAUAUAAAAAUGGAAAAUAUAGUAGACGUUGUAAAGAAUGUAAGUCAGGAUAUAAAAAAUUUAUAAAUACAUAUUUAACUUGGGAAGUGGUUUUGUUAUUUGCUCUUUUUUCAGUGUUUUAUAUAAUAAUAUCUAAAUAUAUAAAGGAUAAUAAAAUAGAUAACGAAACAAAAUAUCUAUUUAGGUCAAUGGAGAGUGCAGGUCAUUUUACGCAGGGUGUUUUGUUUACCUUUUUGUUAGUUCCUUUUAAAUUUAAUGAACAAAUUAUAAAAAAACUUUUUAAUUUUUCUUUUCAAAAUGAAAUGUAUGAAAAUAAAAUAAAAGGAAUAUAUGAAUUUAUCGAUGGACGUAACAUAAACGAGUGUUUGGAAGAAAGAGAACGAGAUAAGAACAUUAUGGCACUUGAGGAAGAGGAAUUGUCAUUUGGAAAUGAUCGACGUUAUAGUACUAGCAGUAGUAGUUAUAGUGAUAGUAGCAGUUUCAAUAGUAAUUAUAGUCUUAAUGAACAUUCAAUUAGAAAUUGGAGAAAUGAUGAUACGGAAAAAAACUCAGCAAGUAAAUGGUUUUUAAGGAAAUUAAUUUUCCCUGUUAAUACACCAGAAUAUAAAAAGAAACAAGUGGAAAAUUUUUUUAUGUGCUCAAAAUUAUAUGAAUCGAAAGGAAUCCGUAUUCUAUUUUUAAUGAAAUAUAUAUGUCACUUCAUAUUGAUGUUUACAUACCCUUUAUAUAAUUUAAUAAAGAGAAAGAUUCGUCAUGAAAAUUUUAUUAAUUCUUCCUAUUUUUUUAAUUUGUUUGAUUUUGCAUCAGGCAUGUUAAGCGGAGCAUUGUUUACCUUAUUAUAUGGAUUUAUCGCAUGUACAAUUCAAUAUUAUAAAAACAAAAAAAAAGAAAACAGAAAAGAAAUUCAUUUUUAUAAUAACUAUCCCUUUAUAAGGAACAUAAAUUGCUUAUGUGACGAAAACGUGCGGAUUAAUAUAAAAAAUAAUACCAAAUUAAAAAGCAUGGCAACAAAUUACUACAAAAUGUAUUAUAUUUAUAAAAACCUACUUUUUGCGGGCUUAAUAAUUUUAUAUAUUAUAAGCACGAUUGCGUAUAUUUUUUCGUCAUUACCUUCUAAAAAUUAG
Plasmodium malariae is the source of this 2655-nucleotide messenger RNA. RefSeq names its product conserved Plasmodium protein, unknown function. The transcript has 3 exons. Bases 1 to 2655 code for a protein of 884 amino acids. The record is from RefSeq and is a predicted model, not a curated record. NCBI's taxonomy places the organism in Eukaryota, Apicomplexa, Aconoidasida, Haemosporida, Plasmodiidae.